Ipomoea triloba (trilobed morning glory) is the source of this 1194-nucleotide messenger RNA. RefSeq lists its product as uncharacterized. The record is from RefSeq and is a predicted model, not a curated record. Gene Ontology annotation, molecular function: catalytic activity. The coding region runs from base 1 to 1194 and encodes 397 amino acids. The transcript is spliced from 3 exons. NCBI's taxonomy places the organism in Eukaryota, Viridiplantae, Streptophyta, Magnoliopsida, Solanales, Convolvulaceae.
AUGGUCCAAAGUCAGACCCCUUACCAGGUUCCGAACAGACAACCUAAUACGGCAAACCGAGGUAAUCAAAGGGGGAGAGGCGGCAGAGGAGGAGCCCCAAGAAGGGCAGCAGCAGAAACAGAGCACACGGUUGUCAGGGGACGCACUUAUGGCAAACAAAUCUCUACCACGGUUGUCCACCAUCAGACCGACAUCCCGGAGUCAUCGUGCAGGAAUGACAUGGACGUCGAACUCCUCGGUGACCCACCCGAUAUCCCCAGAGGUGCCGCUUCCAAAUCGUUCAAGCGCACCCUAUCUUAUUUUUGUCGUAAAUUUCACCCUGAUGUGGUUUGUCUCUUUGAGCCAAAAGUUUCAGGCACACAUGCUAAUAGGAUUUGCAGCAGCUUUGGUUUCGAAGAUUGGAUUCGAGUGGAAGCUGUUGGAUUCUCCGGCGGCAUAUGGGUUAAAGAUGGUCUAUCCUCACCCUGGGUGUUUUCUGCAGUAUAUGGUAGCCCAAAUCUCCCUUUGCGCAAAAAAUUAUUCACUGACCUGUCUGCUAACAUUUCUGACCCCCACUCCUGCUGGCUUAUUUGUGGAGAUUUUAACUCUGUUACCAAUAGGGACGAAGUUAGCAAUACCGAGAGCUUCAUGUCAUCUAGAUGUGCAGAUUUUGUAGAUUGGAUCUCUAGGGAAGGCCUAAUCGAUCUAGGGUUUGAAGGGCCAAAAUUCACAUGGACAAGAGGCAAGAAUACGACAUCAUAUAAAGCCGCUAGACUUGAUCGGGCCUUAUGCAAUGGCGAAUGGAAAUUGAGGUUCCCUAACGCAAAAGUCGAGCAUCUCCCAAGGUUAAACUCGGACCACAUACCGCUGUUAAUCUCCUGCAACCCGGCCACAACCUCAUACGAGUGUAAGAAAUUCAUAUUUAAUUUCGCUUGGACAAUCCAUAAGGACUUUCGCAGUUGUGUCCGUGACUCAUGGCUACCUAAUAGAGAUCUGGAAGAUAACAAGACGGCAAUGGCAGUCGCACUAAUAGAAUGGAACAAGAGAAGCUUUGGGAACAUUUUUCAGAGAAAGAAACGACUUAUGGCCAGGCUAAAAGGAAUUCAAACUCAUUUAUCGCUUCAUGUUAGACAGGAUCUUAUCAAUCUUGAAAAGAAGCUGAGCAAAGAACUGGAAAUUACACUUCACCAAGAAGAGCUGGUCUGGUUCCAGUGA